AUCGCCAGACAAGAGAUUCCCGAUCCGUUUAUCGAUAUGAACGAGAAAGAAGUCCAAUGGGUAGCCGAAAAAGACUGGGAAUACCGUUCUCUCUUUGCGGUGACUGCAGAUGCUCAAAGUUUUGCCCACCACCAGUUCGUGUUUAAGAGCCUUGAUACCUUUGCCCUGGUUUACCUCAACGGGGAACUCAUUUUAGAGGCCGAUAAUAUGUUUCGAGAAUAUGCAGUUACCGUCAAACCUGGCCAGAUUAAGUUUGGGGGCGAGAACGAGAUGCUUAUCCACUUCCAGAGUGCCUUACUGGUUUCCCGCAGCAUCGAGAAGAAGAGAGGUAUUGCCAAAGCGUUUAACGGGGAAACCAACAGAGUGUACGUAAGAAAAGCGCAGUACCACUACGGGUGGGACUGGGGCCCAGUAUUAAAUACAUGCGGCCCCUGCAGACCUAUCUUGUUUCAUAGUUAUGACCUGAGGUUGGGGAACAUUUUCGUGAAGCCGUUGGUCGACGACUUGACAGCCUCUAAGGUUGAAGUGGAAGUAGAGGUGGAACUUCUUGGUAAUGCAGGGGGGUCUGUCAAGAUUGACGUUUUGAGUUAUGAUAACUCCACUGGUGUAAUUGGUGACUUGAUUACUACAAUGUCGUCUAAUUCUACGGUAACAACUUUAUCAGUCAAAAACCCAAAGUUUUGGUUCCCGGUGGGGUACGGCAAUCAAGACAGAUACGCCUUCAGAGUUACAUUGCUCUACGGCUCAGUUGAGAUUGAAACAUCCACGCAGCUCGUAGGGUUGAGAAAGGUUGAACUUGUUCAAGAGACUUUUGCGGACCUGCCAGGCUCCAGUUUUUAUUUGAAAGUCAACAACAUCCCGGUUUACUGUGCUGGCUCCAAUUGGAUUCCAGCCCAUUCCUUUUCCACAAAGCUCACCAACCGGGACUACACCGACUGGCUAGAGAUCAUGAUCAAUGGUAACCAAAAUAUGAUCCGUGUGUGGGCGGGAGGUUACUACGAAACUGAUUGGUUUUACGAAGAAUGUGACCGUCUCGGGUUAUUGGUUUGGCAGGACUUUAUGUUUGCCUGUGGGCAAUACCCAGGUGACCUGGAAUUCAUCGCUCUGGUCUCCCUCGAGGUGGAAUCGCAGUUGAAACGGUUGCGAAAUCACUGCUCGUUGGCCAUUUUUGCCGGUAACAAUGAGGAUUAUCAGGUUGCCGAACAAUUCAAGUUGGAAUGGGAUCCUAGUGAUAAUAGUGGCGACUACUCUAACACAACUUUUCCCGCCCGAACCAUCUACGAAGUCAUUCUUCCAAAGUUAAUGGCCCAGUACUUACCAGAUGUCCCGUACCACCCUGGUAGUCCAUUUGGAGGCUCACAUUCGGCCGAUCCCACCAUUGGGGAUGCCCAUGUUUGGGACAUCUGGCACGGAGCGCAGUUGCCGUAUCAAGAUGCCCCAAGCCUUAGUGCUCGCUUUGUAUCAGAGUUUGGUAUGGAAGCCCUCUGCUCUUUAAAGACUUAUCGCGAAUGUAUUACAGAUAUCUCCGAGUUGUACCCUCAGAGUGAGACAGUGUGCCACCACAAUAAGGCGGAUGGAUUCGAGAGACGCUUAGCGUUGUAUGUGAUGGAAAACAUCAAGGUUACCAGCCUUGACCUCGAAUCGUGGAUCUAUGCUACCCAACUUAUGCAGGCUGAGUGUCUUUCCUUUGUGUAUAAAUCGUGGAGACGCAACUGGAAGCGUGAUGGUGAGAGGUUUACGGGGGGGACCCUUGUCUGGCAGAUCAAUGACUGUUGGCCGGUGGCCAGCUGGGCCAUCGUAGACUUUUACAAGCGGCCAAAGUUAGCCUAUUAUGCAGUGAAGCGUGAGAGUGCACGGCUUACCCUCGGAAGCUACCGCACAGAGGUAGUGGAGGGAACAGUGACUCGUGUUUCGGAGGAGGCUCCACCCCAUGAUUACGCUCCAAAGGUGUACGACUUGGAUAUCUGGGGUGUAAAUGCAUCGGUGGGAGUCGUUGAGGGAAUCUUGAAAACGGACGUCUAUAACAUUACUACCGGAGAGAAGCUUUUCUCGUUGGAUGACAGGGCGGUUAGCUUGGCCGAAAACGGGUGCACCGAUUUGGUCAUAAAGUUGAGAUUGCCAGACAUGCCGGUGGUGAUAAACUCGAUAUUGGUUUCCCGGGAAAGUCCAAGCGUAGUGCUUUCCAGAUCUAGUGAUUGGCCCCAGCCAUUGAAGUUCCUCAAGUUUCCCAAAACGAACAUUAAGAUGAUUGUUUCACAGGGAAAGGUGGAGCUUUCCUCUGAUAAGCCUAUCAAGGGCGUGGAGAUUGUGCUCGACGACUUAGAAACGGAGAUUUUCUUGUCUGACAACGGGGUUGACUUGUUUCCCGGCGAAACCCGUAUAAUUGAAGCAAAGGGGUUGAAGGGGGAUGAAAAACUAAGAGUACGGUACUACAAAUAACGUGUCUAUCUGACGUUUAGACCACGUUUCAAUAUUAUGCUUAGUAUUAAGUUAUGGUAUGCUGUGUUAUACAGAAUAGGUAAGAGUAACUCGCCCCAUUACGCUCCAGAUAUGGAUACACAUCAACGAAACCUUUAACUUUGAUUUGUCAUAGAAGGUGCAAAGAUACUAGUAGAUCAGUAUAAUACAAGAUAUACCAAGA
Babjeviella inositovora NRRL Y-12698 is the source of this 2641-nucleotide messenger RNA. RefSeq lists its product as uncharacterized. Bases 37 to 2439 code for a protein of 800 amino acids. The transcript has a single exon. The record is from RefSeq and is a predicted model, not a curated record. Gene Ontology annotation, biological process: carbohydrate metabolic process; glycoprotein catabolic process. Gene Ontology annotation, molecular function: beta-mannosidase activity. NCBI's taxonomy places the organism in Eukaryota, Fungi, Ascomycota, Pichiomycetes, Serinales.